Rosa rugosa (rugosa rose) is the source of this 1701-nucleotide messenger RNA. RefSeq lists its product as uncharacterized. The coding region runs from base 286 to 1524 and encodes 412 amino acids. Gene Ontology annotation, cellular component: Ino80 complex. The record is from RefSeq and is a predicted model, not a curated record. The transcript has 2 exons. Lineage: Eukaryota; Viridiplantae; Streptophyta; Magnoliopsida; Rosales; Rosaceae.
CAAGAAAUGAAAAGAAAGACGUACUCUCUGCAAUUCUCUAGGGUUUUCGAUCAAUCAAAUGCUCCGUAUAUAGGCUUUGAGUUUCUGUACUACAAAAGCCCAAAGAUUCUUGGAGUGGCUAACUAGGGAUACAAUUUUGGAGGUUGUGCCUUGGUGGAUUAUGAUGUAGUGGGGGAAAUUGCUGGGUGCCUCUGUAAGAAGUGGUGCACUCUGUUAGCUGUGAUUGAAGAAGCAAGGAUACCGGAGACCAGGGUUGAACAAAGUCACGCCCUGGAAGCAGAAAACAUGUUGGCCAAGAAAUUGAAGCAUGAGGAGAGUUCAAUGGAAGGAUCAUCAUGUCAAAUGACUACUGGAUGGAAAUGUCAUCAAAGGGAAAUAAUUGCUGCACAUAUUUUGGUACAGAUGGCUAAUGAAGAUUCUGGUUUGCUUCGUCACGGGUUAAAUUCGCAUGGAGUGACGCAUAGCAUGAAAGGGAUGCUGAGAAUGAGGUGGGAAACGAGAGGUGGUAGAAUAGCAGGUGAUAGUCAUUCUGAAGUGGAUGGGAGAAAGGCCAAGUUUCUGGCAAAGGGCCAGCAAGCUGCCUUGGGAGGUCAGAUGAAUGAUGGAGAUAGUGUAGUCUUGGCUUUAUCAGCAAUGCCAUGUCCUGGAAGGAGAAAGCAUACAAAGACGAACAUCAGUAUGGAACUAUCUUCUCUUCGACCAAAGUAUAUGAACUGUAAUGUCAGUGAGGACAAGGAUGACAAUUUGUUUGAAGAGUGUGGAGUUUUUGAUGGUGAUGAGCUGACUAGUAGAUGGGGAAACAAUAAUCAGAAAUCAAUUGAAGCUGGUCUCGAGGAUCCUCAUGAUAGAUUAGGCAUGUCAAGGAUAAAGAAGCGGAAAACAGUGGCAAUAUCCUGCUUUAGUAGAGAAACUGAGGAUGUUCAAGAGAGACUUCGUCAUGUUGGAAGCCAUCCUGCUGCACCACCUCUGGUUUUGAUGGAACCAACAUUAAACAAAAGGGAGAGGUUUAGGGGUAUGAAACGUAAGAUGAACAUCGCCACUAUCAGCCCAAGCUCUGAAGAAGUAAGAGCUCACUUUCGCAAGGAGGAAGCAUUGAGGUAUUUAGUCUCGGAUAGGGGAUUUUGCUACACUGCUCUGGAUGGUAGAAAGUCUGCAGUCGCUCCUCUAACAAAGAUGAAAAAGAUUGCCCGAUAUCAUGUUAUACUCAAACCUGAUAGGCCGCGUCAUAUUUACACCCUGUGUCUGGUGCGGGAUGCAGCUGCUAGAUUGCCUGGAGGUGUGGGCACCAGAGCAGAUAUUUGUACACUCAUGCGCGACUCACAGUAUCUAGUUGAAGACAUCUCCGAUAAACAACUUAAUCAAGUUGCUAGCAAAGGACUGGACAGGCUGCACUACGAAGUUGAUCCAUGUGUUCAAUAUAAUGGGAAGGUGUGGGUUUAUUUACAUCGAAAUAGAGGGGAGGACGACUUUAAGGACGAUGCUACAUCAUCUGCCUAUGUAAGAAGAAGGUACCGCGGAGUGUAAUGGAGCAAUGCGUCUGUGUUCAUGGAAGAAACUUGCACGUUAUUCAGAGUAGGAAAACGAUAGAAAGCAGCUAGCUCUUUUGUUUUGGUUCAAAGACGACUUGAACUGUCGUCAUAGGUGCCGCAAUGUAUCCUGAUUUUGUACAUGAAUCCAUUACAAGGUCUUUCAUUUUGAUUC